Messenger RNA from Oppiella nova, 456 nucleotides. The record is from the annotation of a GenBank genome assembly. NCBI's taxonomy places the organism in Eukaryota, Metazoa, Arthropoda, Arachnida, Sarcoptiformes, Oppiidae.
AUGAAAUAUAGUCAGUUUAUCAAUGGAUGGAACUUUGUAUUGGCUGUCAAUACGGAUAAUAAUGUGAUAUUCAGUUUUGGUAAAAAUAAUAGGGGGGGAUUGGAACGACAUGUGGAUAUGGAUGAGAAUGUAUUCGGAUGGGGGUGUAAUGACUCUGGACAGGUUGGUUGUGGUAAUAAGAGUAUUCAAUUAGAUCCAACUCCUGUUGAAUUUUCCACUGAAUAUCAAAUUAGUAAAAUAGAGUGCAAUUCGAAUACAUCACUUGCUCUUACAUGCGAGGGAAAGGUGUUUAUUUGGGGAGAGGUAGAAACUCACGAUAAGAUGAAUAAUUCAAUAUCAUUUGAAAAGUCAUUUGAUGUAAUAAAUAAGCUUGGUGAAGGUGGCUAUGGCCAGGAUUGACACAAAAAGAAAAACAAAAUGUUUUGAAUGAAACGCAAAGUCUUUUGAAACUUCAGU